ACCGCCUGAAACUCGGUUGCUGAUUGGCUGACUGGUCGCUAUGUGGUCGCACAGAAAGCUUAGCUGCAGAGAGGUUUCUGCGUGUGAAGUGUCACAAACCCACUCGGAUAAAUGGUGCUUCUCACGGGGCUCCUCAAUCAUGGAGUUACUAGUUCAGUACCUGGACAGGAGCAACUCUUUUAGCUCUGACAUUACUCAAGAUCUUAUCAAGGAGGAGAGGCUGAGAGAUGACCUGAGGUACUACUUCAUGAGCCCCUGUGAGAAGUACAGGACCCGUCGACACAUACCAUGGAAAAUGGGAGUUCAGAUUCUGAAGAUUGUCAUGAUCACUACACAACUCAUCCUGUUUGGUCUCAACAACCAGCUGGUGGUUGCCUACAAGGAGGAAACCACCAUGGCCCUGAAAAACCUUUUCCUGAAAGCCUACACUGGGGUGGAUGAGGAUGACUACAGUGUUGCUGUUUACACACAGCAUGCCGUCUUCGACAGCCUGUUUUACGUCCUACAUCAGUACAGCCAGUUGGGCCGGCUCUCUGUGGGCCCAAUCAGUUAUGCAGAGGAUGAAAAUGGAAAGUUUCUGCCUCUCACCAUCUGUAAAGCGUACUACAAAAGAGGCAGCCGGGAGCCUUCAGAUGAGGCCUAUGAUAUUGAUGCCCACCUUGAAACAGUCUGUAUGUCACAUGAUCCAAGGACUGCAAAUAUGUGGAAAACCCAGAAUGCAUCAUUUUUUGAUUUGGACUUUUACAGGCUUGUUGACAUCAAAAUAACUUUCCAGCUGAAGGGAAUCAACCUGCAGACAGUCCGACACCGGGAGCUUCCUGACUGCUAUUUGUUCCAUGUUACGAUUACAUUUGAUAACCAGUGCCAUAGUGGAAAGGUAAAGUUAUUCCUGGACAUAGAUGCUGAAAGCAGUACAUGCAAAGACUGGAAGAUAUCUGGAACAGCUCAGAAGAACACACACUAUCUGCUGAUGUUUGAUGGCUUCGUCAUUCUGGUUUGCAUAACAUCAGCUGUGUUAUGCACACGCUCCAUCAUACUGGCUGUCAGGUUACUCCAGAGAUUCUCGCAAUUCUUUCAAGAGAACUUCAAUCAUAAAGUGUGUGCAGAGGACCAGAGCGAGUUCCUGAAUGGCUGGUAUGUUAUGGUCAUCGUCAGCGACCUGCUGGCAAUAAUUGGCUCCAUACUGAAGAUGGAAAUUCAAGCAAAGAGUCUUACAAGUUAUGAUGUGUGCAGCAUCUUUCUGGGCACCUCUACAUUACUGGUAUGGGUCGGGGUCAUUAGGUACCUGGGAUACUUCCAGAAAUAUAAUGUCCUUAUUUUAACCAUGAAAGCCGCCUUCCCUAAAGUUCUUCGUUUCUGUUGCUGUGCUGGCAUGAUCUACCUCGGUUACACAUUCUGUGGGUGGAUUGUACUGGGACCGUACCAUGAAAAGUUUGAGGGCCUGAGUCGGGUUGCAGAGUGCCUGUUCUCCCUGCUGAACGGUGACGACAUGUUUACCACCUUCGCUCAGCUGAAGGACAAAAAUACCCUGGUGUGGCUCUUCAGUCGGGCUUACCUCUACUCCUUCAUCUCCCUGUUCAUCUACAUGGUGCUGUCCCUUUUCAUCGCCCUCAUCACCGACUCCUAUGAAACCAUCAAGAACUACCAGAGUGAUGGGUUUCCGCUGACUGAUUUACAGAAAUUCCUUCUGGGGCAUAAAGAUUUUCCUCUGCUAGAACAAAAUGGGCAGACAGAAGUUGAGCUUAGCAACUCUGUAUGCCGCUACUGCUGCUGCCAGCGCUAUGACAGCGAUGCUAAGGCGCUUGCCUAAUAUUCCAGCCUUGUUCAAACCUUUUGUUAGCAAAAAUCACAUCUGCCUUCUAGCAUGAAUGUAACAUGAGAUUUGUUGUGAAUUCUAUGUGUACUGAAGAUUAAUAGUUGGUUCUGAAUUUUAUAACUAUGGUGCCUCUUUCACUCUGCUCAGUCCUCUUGGGUUUUCCUCUAUUAAUGGUAACGAUGUCUGUUUCAUUUGCCAAGAUGGUCAGUUGUAUGCAAGUUGAGAUGCAAUGUCGACAUCUUGAGUUGAGCCUUAUCAGUCUCUGAAAACAAAGGAAAUUGAUUGCUUGACAGUUGGAGCAAUAAACUGAAAGAAAAAUCCCUUUUCCUGAUCUCCUUUUACUGCAAACUCCCAUCAGUCUUAUCUAUGUUGGCAUAUUUAUAUCAGAUAGAAUUAGUGAUGUUUUCCUAAGAGAAUUUGUACUAAUUAUGAAAAUAUUUACCUUCUUCCAUCUGAAAGCUAUUCAGAGCUUGGGUCAAAGAUUGACGGCACAUCCAACUUCACACGGUUUUAGUAACCAAUUUAAAAGAUGCUGGGAUUAUUUUUUUUUGCCCUGGAUUUGCCUUUUAUUAAACCCCUGCAGCAACACCUUCAUUAAAUGCUUGUACAGUA
Messenger RNA from Girardinichthys multiradiatus, 2428 nucleotides. RefSeq names its product mucolipin TRP cation channel 2 (gene mcoln2). The record is from RefSeq and is a predicted model, not a curated record. Lineage: Eukaryota; Metazoa; Chordata; Actinopteri; Cyprinodontiformes; Goodeidae. Gene Ontology annotation, cellular component: membrane. Gene Ontology annotation, molecular function: NAADP-sensitive calcium-release channel activity. The transcript is spliced from 13 exons. The coding region runs from base 41 to 1810 and encodes 589 amino acids.